AUGCUUGAUGUCGAGAACAAGGACUGGAUGGACCUGGACCUGCAGUGGAGCGUCCCGCGAUGGAACAUGGCGGUGCAGCUAGUGGAGGCCAUACCAUCGUGGCGGGUCUUCAUCUUCGGCGGCUCCGCCGACAGCGUCGGGGGGCGCUCGAUGGGAGCUUACGACCGCAACGUCGGGGUGCUGGACUUGGGGGAGGAGCUCAGGUGGGACGCGCCCGCGCUGGAGGAGCGGCCGAAGGACGAGCGGCCGCUGCCCCGUGAGCACACCGCGAUCUGCUACGACGCGGAGGAGGGCCGCCUGGUGAUCUUCGGCGGCUGGUCCAACAAGUGGCUGGACGACUGCUGGCAGAUCAAUGUCUCCUCGAUCGUGGGCCCCCCCUACGCCAUCGCCGCGGUGCGGCCCCCGCUGGGCCCCGUGUCCGGCCUGCAGAAGAUCCAGGUGGUCGGCAUCGGCUUCAAGUCCACCCCUGGCGCUGUCGUCGUGCGAUUCAUCGCCGCAGGCGGCCGGCACGUGUCGGAGACGCAGGGCACGGUGAUCAGCGACGAGCUCAUCGAGUGCACCACGCCCAACGUCGUGGGGUCCAUCGGGCCGCGGGAGUGCGAGGUCAGAGUGCAGAUCGGUAUCCGCGACUUCACCACCACGGUCGCCAACUACCACUACUUCCUGAACACCGUUGCCGGGAGGUCUCUCUGCUACGGACCUGGCCUGCUGGACGACCAGCAGGCCGGCCACGUCACCAGGUUCAUGAUCCAGGCCGCGUCUCCUCGCCGCUCCUCGCUGGUUGGCCCCGCUCUCUGUCUCUCUUGA
Molecule: messenger RNA, 807 nt
Organism: Prorocentrum cordatum
Lineage: Eukaryota; Dinophyceae; Prorocentrales; Prorocentraceae
Source: the annotation of a GenBank genome assembly